UUCUUUAAACCCAAUACAAUGUGUUUGAAAUUGAACCUUCAUCUUGUUCUUCAACAGAAGCCUAAGAUCAGAAAAUUAAUAUGGACUGCUCAAUCUGCAGCUCCUUGCCGGUGAUACUACGGCCGCCGCGUAAUACGAUUUGUGCAUCAUGUUACGACGGAGCAAAGUGUGUCAUAAAUUUGAUAAACAAGCUUCAAAAUGAUCAUAAGUUACCAACUCAUAAUGUCUCCCCUGUUUCCCCACCUUCCUCUUCAUGUAAGACACUCACUAAUGCUUCAAAAUGGAUAAUAGACUUAAAAAACAGAGAGGAAGAAUUAGAAGAAAAAAUCGAUUUCCUCGGCGAGUUCGCCGCGGCUUUCCGCCAUCGGAUUCACACCGAUAUUCAACUCAAACCCGGCUUCGACGCGUCGCCUUCGAUUUCCGCUCACAGAGCCCUACUGGCCACAAGAUCAGAAAUCUUCAAAAACCUACUGGAAUCGGACGGGUGCAAGGCUGCUCCAAUGGAGUCGAUCAUGCUGCCGGAGAUGAGCCACGAGGAGUUGGAAUCACUGAUGGAGUUGCUGUAUAGCGGUGAUUUGGUGGAAGAGAAAUUGAAGAAGCACGUGUACUCGUUAGCUAUGGCGGGUGAUAAAUACGAGAUUCCUUACUUGCAGAAGUUUUGCGAGAGGUACAUGUUGAAAUCGUUGAACUGCGGGAGCGCUCUGGAUGUAUUGGAAAUUGCUGAAGUAUGUUCAUGUAGAGCGUUGAAGGAGAGUGCGAUGGAUUUCAUUGUUAGAAACAUGGAGGAGAUUGUGUUUUCCCCAGGAUUUGAGGCAUUUGCUCUCAAGAAUCCUCAUCUUUCUGUCCAGAUCACUAGAGCUUCUUUAAUGGAUGCCAGAAAAAAUAGGGAAAAUUGACAAAAAUGAUCUAUUUAGAGUUUGAUUUUGUAUUUUUGACAUACUUUUGAAUUUUUUUUUGACGAGAAUGAAAAUGAUGUAACCAUGGAAAAUAUUGAUUGUACAAUUACUCUUA
Molecule: messenger RNA, 1011 nt
Organism: Benincasa hispida (wax gourd)
Lineage: Eukaryota; Viridiplantae; Streptophyta; Magnoliopsida; Cucurbitales; Cucurbitaceae
Product: BTB/POZ domain-containing protein
Molecular function (GO): protein binding
Source: RefSeq, a predicted model, not a curated record